CCCAAACGGUCACCCCGCGAGCGAGCCUUCGCGUGUGGCCUGAUCCUCCACGGAUCCCCACCUCGCCGGUGGCCGCCGACCGGGCGAGCGGAGCAGGAGCGGGAGGGGGUGCUGCGUGCGCGCGAUGGCGUCCCCCGGCCCCGCCGCGGGGAUGCAGAAGCUGGAGGCCGCGGCGGCGGCGGGGGGAGAGAGGCCUGGCGCGGCUGGGGCGGAGUGGGGCCGGGGGAUGCAGAAGAUGGAGGCCGUGGCGGCGGCGGGGGGAGAAGGGCAGGCGCUCGGUGCGGCGGGGGCGGUGGCGGGGGCGGAGCAGGUGGCGCCGCCCAGGAGGCCGGUGGCCGCGCGGAAGGAGAGGGUGUGCACGGCCAAGGAGCGCAUCAGCCGCAUGCCGCCCUGCGCCGCCGGGAAGCGCAGCUCCAUCUACCGCGGCGUCACCCGGCAUAGGUGGACAGGCCGAUAUGAAGCUCAUCUCUGGGAUAAAAGCACAUGGAAUCAGAACCAGAACAAAAAAGGGAAACAAGUAUAUUUAGGUGCAUAUGAUGAUGAAGAGGCUGCAGCAAGAGCUUAUGACCUUGCUGCACUGAAAUACUGGGGAGCUGGGACACAAAUAAACUUUCCUGUCUCUGAUUAUGCAAGAGAUCUUGAAGAAAUGCAGAUGAUAUCCAAGGAGGAUUAUCUUGUGUCUCUUCGAAGAAAGAGCAGUGCCUUCUCCAGGGGUUUACCCAAGUACCGUGGUCUUCCUAGGCAGCUCCAUAAUUCCAGAUGGGAUGCUUCUUUGGGACAUUUGCUGGGCAAUGACUACAUGAGCCUAGGAACCUUUGGCUUAGAGAGGAAAAUUGAUCUGACAAAUUACAUAAGGUGGUGGCUCCCUAAAAAGACACGGCAGUCAGAUACAUCUAAAGUGGAAGAAGUUACUGAUGAAAUCCGAGCUAUUGAAAGUUCAAUGCAACGGACUGAGCCUUAUAAGUUGCCUUCCCUUGGCCUCCAUUCUAACUCAAAACCCACUUCAGUGGGCCUAUCAGCAUGUGGUAUAUUAUCUCAGUCUGACGCCUUCAAAAGCUUCUUGGAAAAGUCUACAAAAUUAUCUGAAGAAUGUAGUAAAGAGAUGGAUGAAGGAAAGACAGUUACGCCAGUACCUGCAAGCGGAAAUGACACAACGCCAGUUAAUAUGAACAUGAAUGAGUUGCUUGUGCAAAGAGCUCCAUACACAUUGGCCCCUGUUACUGCACAAAUGAAAAAUACCUGGAACCCUGCUGAUCCUUCUGCAGACCCUCUUUUCUGGAGCAAUUUCAUCCUGCCAUCAAGUCAACCUGUCACAAUGGCAACAAUAGCAACAACAACGUUUGCAAAGAAUGAGGUGAGUUCGAGUGAUCCAUUUCAGAGUCAGGAGUGACCACACAAGCUUACCAAAGUGCAUGCAGGAUUUGCUUUUUGGGUUGGUCGGCGACGAUAUCCUGCGCGUCUUUGGGUUUCCUUCUUUCGAGCUUUUGAGGUGACCCAGGAGGAAUGCCCGUUGUAUCCAUAGUUCAUAAGAGAUGAAUAGAAGGUAAGAGAAGUACAACAAUAGUUUAUGUAAUAUAUACACUGGCUAGUGGCCUAGCGCCCAGUUAAUGAUAUUUAGUUAUAGAGCUGUCUGUACAUAUUGCGGUUCUUAUUUCAGCUAGGUCCUAUAGGUUGAGAACAGAAGAAUGCGACUUUUUCAAAGCUAAAUUGUUUAUUUUGAGCAAAUAUGUCCAAUGCUUGUUGUUUGAGUUAUGCAAUUCCAAUGAUAUUUUCGUUACGCUCUGUUCA
Messenger RNA from Oryza brachyantha (malo sina), 1788 nucleotides. RefSeq names its product AP2-like ethylene-responsive transcription factor SMOS1. Gene Ontology annotation, molecular function: DNA-binding transcription factor activity; DNA binding. Lineage: Eukaryota; Viridiplantae; Streptophyta; Magnoliopsida; Poales; Poaceae. Gene Ontology annotation, biological process: regulation of DNA-templated transcription. The record is from RefSeq and is a predicted model, not a curated record. The transcript is spliced from 10 exons. The coding region runs from base 125 to 1390 and encodes 421 amino acids.